AUGGCUGCGCAAAAGGCAUCAAACGCACCCAGAGAUGCUCUCAGUUUUCCAGGAUCCGAUCGAAUAUUCUUAGAUCCCCACCUACCAUUUCACGAUGAAGACUCCACAAAGCCCCAUCUUCCUUUUACGACACUUACAUUCGCUACCUCGCUCGAUUCAUCUUUAGCCCUGUCUCCUGGAGUUCGCACUGUACUUUCUGGUCCCCAGUCCAAAGCGAUGACACACUAUUUGCGCUCUCGCCAUGACGCAAUAUUAAUUGGCGUGGGGACUGCGGUUGCUGAUAACCCGGGAUUGAAUUGUCGUAUCGCCGGAGUAGGUGGAUACGGCGGUGAGGGGCUUACCGGUCAACCGAGACCGAUUGUAAUCGAUCCGACUGCUCGGUGGGAUUUCACAGAGGAAUCCAAGAUCCUAGUAUUAGCAAGGGAGGGCCAGGGACGUGCACCGUACAUUAUCACCUGCGUUGACUCGCCUCCUUCGGCUAAGAGGGCAUUGCUGGAAAGGCACGGUGGGAAGUACAUCACUUUGGAUGUCUUGACUACAGAUGAUGGAAGUCAUCGUAUUGAUUGGACUGUUAUUCUUCAAUGUCUAAAAAAUGAGGGUCUCAGUAGCGUCAUGGUUGAGGGAGGCGGGUCGAUAAUUAAUUCUUUGCUAGAACCGACUUCUCAGCAACUUAUUGACUCUGUCAUUGUUACAAUUGCUCCGACAUGGUUGGGUCAGGGUGGUGUUGUGGUCUCGCCGAAGCGCAGAGUUGAUGAUGAAGGCGCUGCUAUUCCGGCUUCAAGGUUAACGGGUGUUAAAUGGUAUCCGUUUGGCGAGGAUGUAGUCCUUUGCGGAAAGAUCAAGACCUGA
Messenger RNA from Aspergillus tanneri, 849 nucleotides. Its product is annotated as RibD family protein. The transcript has a single exon. The coding region runs from base 1 to 849 and encodes 282 amino acids. Gene Ontology annotation, molecular function: 5-amino-6-(5-phosphoribosylamino)uracil reductase activity. The record is from RefSeq and is a predicted model, not a curated record. Lineage: Eukaryota; Fungi; Ascomycota; Eurotiomycetes; Eurotiales; Aspergillaceae. Gene Ontology annotation, biological process: riboflavin biosynthetic process.